Messenger RNA from Phycomyces blakesleeanus NRRL 1555(-), 966 nucleotides. RefSeq lists its product as hypothetical. The record is from RefSeq and is a predicted model, not a curated record. Lineage: Eukaryota; Fungi; Mucoromycota; Mucoromycetes; Mucorales; Phycomycetaceae. The transcript is spliced from 2 exons. Bases 1 to 966 code for a protein of 321 amino acids.
AUGAAUAUGUUCUUAUAUGUGAUAAAUCCAACAUCCGAGUGUCUGGAUCACCACAGAGCCCGCAAAGAUAUCGACGAGAAAUGCGUUAGUACCCAUAGCCAAAGAUUGCGGGAUCGAAACCUCUUUAAAGAUGCAACGAUGGGAGUUGUUCAUAUCGCUGCAUUAGCUGCUCUACCCAACCUAUUCACCCGUUCCCGUGCUCUUCAAACCAAAUUUUUUCGUCGUGCUGAAACACUACCCUCAGACUCCCUGAUCAAAGCUCUUACCACUGUACUGUGGAAAAAGGCCCAAUUGCUGAAAGAACAUCAACCUCGGUCGAAGGACCCAUUAAAAGAAGCUUAUGUUCUACUGUGCCAAAAAGAAAUCGACAUGCAACUUGCGAGCGUUAACCGUCCGGUAACUGUCGCUAGAGGCUUGUGCAAACCUGUCUGGGAUCCGGUCUUACUACUGCCCUGCACUCGCUCAGAACGACGCCGGCUGAUCAAAUGGCGAAUUGCUUGGCUAGCACCCACACCAUCAGUUGAGUGCCAAUGUGGCGCUAUCAAGGGUAACCGAAACCACAUGCUCAUAUGCUCUGCCACAAUCACUCUCAUUCAAAAACUCUGGUCUUUGAUGGAUCCUGCUCCUUCUCCAGAGGGUCAUCUCAUCGACUAUGCUCUCAACUGUCUCCCCAGGUCUUUCAAAUCGCCUGGUACAUGGUGUGAUUGGUGGCUGUGCUUGCUUUCCUUGCUACGUGUAGUUGAUCAAACCACCUCAUCCUACAAACUGCCAGAAAAAAAAGCUCAUGGUCAAAUUCUCAUCGACCUUGCAGCGAAAUUCCAUGCCACAAAACCAACCUGUCCCCACUGCAUCCUGCCACCCACCCAAGAACCUGUUCCUGGUGAUCCGUUCCCUCAUCUUCUAUCCAAAAUUUCCAGCGUUCCUUGUCAACCCCCUCCAUCUGUGCCCGCCCAAAAUUGUGCCUAG